Messenger RNA from Strigops habroptila (Kakapo), 4093 nucleotides. RefSeq names its product zinc finger protein 777-like. The record is from RefSeq and is a predicted model, not a curated record. Gene Ontology annotation, biological process: regulation of DNA-templated transcription. Bases 1 to 2229 code for a protein of 742 amino acids. The transcript is spliced from 7 exons. NCBI's taxonomy places the organism in Eukaryota, Metazoa, Chordata, Aves, Psittaciformes, Psittacidae.
AUGUCCCGCCGGGCUCCGCUCAGGCCCUGGCUGCCCUUUGGUCAGGGCAGGGCCUCCCCCUUCACCUUCCAUUUCUCCCUUGGGACUUGGGUGCCCCCAGCAGAAAGCGGUGCAGGCCAUGGGGCCGCGGCGCGCGCAGGGCAGGCGGAGGCCCAGCAGCUGCAGGAGCUGUGGAGCAGGACGGAGAGGGCAGAACGGAGGCUGCUGGCCUGCGAGAACCUGGUCGGGGAGCUGGGCAGCAACCUGGCCGCCCUGCAGGUAGACUCACGAGUACGCAGCUUACAAUGUGGAGAACCUCCUCAAGAACGGAACUUCUGGAUCGCGGCUGCCCCAGCUCCCGGGGUGAGAUCCCAAGGUAACGGCGUCCAGCUGGCCCCUGGAAGUACCCGCGCCUGGGAGUCCUGUACGCGGGUGCAGCAGCCCUGGCUGGGCUCACUGAGCGCCAGCAGCCAAAGCCAAGCCAACCACACGCAGGUGCCGGUGACGUUCGAUGAUAUCUCGGUGUACUUCAACGAGCAGGAGUGGGAGCGACUGGACUGCUGGCAGAAGGACCUGUACAGGGCUGUGAUGAGGGGCAACUAUGAGACACUGAUCUCCCUGGACUAUGCCGUGUCCAAGCCUGACAUUCUCUGCCGGAUUGAGAGGGGUGAAGAGCUCUGCACCAAAGAUGGCCAGGAGUCCUCACAGACACGUAUCAGAGAGGAUCAGGAGCCCCAACAGGAACCAGAGGAGGACCACGUGGAAGAGGCUUUGGAAGAAGAUGCAGUUCCCAUGGAAGCUAACAGAGAGCAUACCGGGCCCAAGCCUGACAUUCCCCCCCGGAUCGAGAGGAAUGAGGAGCUCCGUGCCAAAGAUGUCCAGAAGAUCCCACGGAGACGUGCGAGGGCAGGUGAUGAGCCCCCACAGACACGCAGUAGAGCCAGGCAGAAGGCUCCUCAGGCAGGCAUCGCGGGUGCUCAGAAGCCCCCGCAGGCACCAGAAGAGAUGAAGCAGAGGAAAAAGGCUUUAGGAAAGGAUAAAGUCCCCAUGGAAGGUAACAGAGAACUCCCCAUCCUGGUGAUGAACGUCAUGUCCCUGAGUGCACAAAAAACGCAGCUGCGGAGUGAGAAUCAGCCAGAGCCGGAUGAGAACCCAGCUGAGCCCAGCACCAAGGAAGGUUUAUUAAUGGAAAAGGAACCGGCAUGUGACAAGGCUUCUCCUAAAAACGUCAAGGUGAAGGAAGAGGAGCCCAAGGUGUUACAAGAGGUUUCUGCAGCCUCUUCCAGCACAGAUUUCCCCAAGUGCCCCAAAAGCGAGCAGGGCAAGGCCCGGAGCAAGAAGAAGCCGAGCCGGUGCGCGAGCAGCAGCCUGCUCAUGGGCAACUGCCGGCGCGGCUACGUGCGCGAGUGGUCGCACCCCUGCACCGAGUGCGGGAAGCGUUUCCGCCUGAAGAUCAACCUCAUCAUCCACCAGCGGAGCCACGCCAAAGAGGGGCCCUACGAGUGCGCCAUCUGCGAGAUCAGCUUCGCGGACAAACGCCACCUCGACCUUCACCAGAGCAUCCACAUAAAAGACAGGGCUUUUGGUGCCAAGGUCUGGGGGAAUGUCCACCCCGAGCUGAGGAUCCGGCCCAGGGGGAAGUUCUGUGGGGCUCUCCUUGGAGAUACCCGCAGCCUGGGCAGCAGCUCCUACGCAGGGGGAGGGCCCUGGCUGGCCCAGCCCAAGGAGGAGGUGGACAGCCCGAGCCUGUCCAGUAUGUGUUUCUCCCGCCAGCAGAGCCCUAAGUCUCUGAGGAAGCCUGUAAUGAAAUGCAACCUUUGCAAAAAGAUCUUCUCUUGUACCUAUAACCUCCAUCGGCACCUGCAGACCCACACGCAGGAGAGGCCGUACUGCUGCCCCACCUGCAAGAAAUGCUUCACCCGUAAAACCCACCUCUUGCGCCACCAGAAGAUACAUGAGCGCCAGAAUGCCCUGGUUGGGCUCCCGCAGAGCGUGCCGGUGUCCCAGCAGCCCCAGCCACAAGAAGCCCCUGAGGUGCCCACGGGCAGGAGCGUUCCUCAUUCGCCAACCACGGCAUCCGAGAGGAACACGAGCCCUGCAGCCAAAACUGUGCCAGCAAACACACUCCCGCUCAGCCUGGCAGACCACAGGCUGCUGGACGUGAGCUGCCAUGGCUGGGCUGGGCAAAGCGUCCAGCCCGUGGUUAGGCUGGGGAACAGGGCGGUGGUUUCGAAGCUGAUGGAGAAAUGAUAACGGGCAAAGAGCCAAACUGCUUGUGGCCCCGGAGGGGAACUGCGUGAGCACUGAUAUUGCACAUGGUGGGACACUGGGAUUGUGAACCAUCUGUCCACUGGAUUUUAGGAGCUUUCCUGAAUUGUAAAAGGAAUCAAAAGCUUGGAGGCACCAUAGGCAGCAAAUUACAGAAGCCUCCAGUGAUCCAAACUGCUUUGCCAUUCCUCAGACUCUUGUGUCUGCUGGCUCAUGCCCCACGUUUUCCCAAGCUGACCUUCCUGGGGAAUCAUGAGCUGCAUCUCCUCAGCCAGGGAGAAGAACUGCAACAGCAGCAUGAUCACCCGUUACUUGAUGGCCCCUCGUGUGGAAACACAAUGACACGGUUGAAGAGACAGAGGGAAGGGAAAUCAAGCCAGCAAGCCAGGCAAGAUUCCCAAAGAACACUUCACUGACAAAGUUCAUUGGCAGACGCUGGAGUGAAGAGAGCGUGCAUCUCUGACACCCCACCGUGUUCCUGGCCACGCUUGGCCGAUACCCCACCCUGGUGAGGAAAUCUGCAUUGGAAGAUCCACAGAACAAAUCAAACCAUAACAUUUUCCACCUGUGAGGGUGCUGCAGGUGAUUCAGGGUCCCAGCAACACCCUUCUGGCAAGGAGGCCAGCCCCCGGGAGCCUGGUGAGUGUCAGUCCUCUUCAGGACCAGCCUGCACGGGGUGGAGAGUCACUUUAGAAACAACUUCACAGGUAAGAUGCCGCCUGCAGCACUGCAAGCACUGCAGCACUACACGCAAGGAACCCUCCCUUCGUGGCAGCUGCCACACAUCGAUGCUGGCUGUCACCUGGUCCCAUUGCACGAAGGGAAGGAAGCCCUCACUCUCCGAACUGCAUGUUGUCUCCUUUAGUCACGUGCAAAAUCCCGCUGUAACUAAUUCCUAUGGAAGACUAGUUCUUGCUACCUCAUACGGCUUGUGGAGUGGAGACCUGCCCUGAGGCAGACAGGUAACGGGAGCCUGGUGAGCAAUGGAAGCCAGGCCCAGCAGCCACAGAAUCAUGGAAUCAUAGAAUGGUUUGGGUUGGAAAGGACCUUAAAGAUCAUCAAGUUCAAAAACCCCCUGCCAUGGGCAGGGACACCUCACACUAGACCAAUGUACAGAGCGAGGCAGCGCCAUGCAGCCCAGAGGACUGGCUGCUAAAAACUAAAAGCUAAAAACUAAACCCUUGAGUUUAGUUUCCUGUUCAGGACUGUUUCCUUUCUUCGUUGCUUGAUGUAAUUAUUUGACACCCUCCAAGUCUCUGUACUUCUCCAGGCAGGUCAUGUGGAGAACCAGUCUGCUUUAUCCCAUUUCUCAUUCCUGGCUACUCCGGUGGGGAGCAUGGCAAGUGUCACUGCUGCUCCUGGGGGACACAAGUGACUUCCCACUGCUCCUCUGGAUGGUUUCUCACUCAGUUCCUGUCCCCUGGGAUUGCAGUGCCUGGAUGCAGUGUUUGCCAUUGGGGGCUGACGGUGCCACACGCGUUGGCCUUGAGGGAUGGCGCUGCCUGCAGCAGAGCCCUGCAGGAUACCAGGGCCAGUGAUGCUUUUAUGGUCGUGUGCUGAUGGGUCUGGAGCAGUGGUGUGUGUGGCAGUGACAGCACUGGUUAUCCCUGCCUGGGUAGAGCUCACAUGUAGGUCCCACUGACACACGUGAUGGUUUGGCUGGUGGGUGAUGCCUCCGAGGCGCAAGCACAAGUGGCGGUGGACGGGCCAGCCUCUCCCUCUGGCUGACUGCCUUGGCCAGGGCUUUUCUUCUGAAGCUGUUGUGAUUGGGACCAGCAUUUCCUGUGAAAUCCCAGAUCCUUUUCUCAGGCUAUGGAAUCAAUAAAGUAUUUGUCUGUACAUCUGC